Messenger RNA from Malaya genurostris, 2260 nucleotides. RefSeq names its product EF-hand domain-containing protein 1-like. Gene Ontology annotation, biological process: mitotic spindle organization; cilium-dependent cell motility; mitotic cytokinesis. The record is from RefSeq and is a predicted model, not a curated record. The transcript is spliced from 3 exons. The coding region runs from base 141 to 2087 and encodes 648 amino acids. NCBI's taxonomy places the organism in Eukaryota, Metazoa, Arthropoda, Insecta, Diptera, Culicidae. Gene Ontology annotation, molecular function: alpha-tubulin binding. Gene Ontology annotation, cellular component: mitotic spindle; axoneme.
AGUCAGCCGGUUUCCAAUCGCUUCCAGUUAUUUUCCUAGCAACGAAUCGCCGCUCCAAUUUGUUUAUUUUCUAGCAAUUUCGGUUUAGUCUUCGGUGUUCCGUGAAACGAAUCAACUUUUUCCAAAAAAUAGCUCCCAUAAUGGAAGGUCUUCCCAAGCUUCCGGGAUACGAUUUUGCGAACCGAUUACGUCAAAAUCACCACGUGCCACAGUGCUUCAAGUACCGGAAUGGCUAUCCCAUUCCGGAGAAACCCAUUUGUGGUCUCGGAGGGGAGCAAUUGAACGAAGAUUCCAUCUACUACUGUACCGAUGAGAACGAUUCCGUGCUGUACGAUCCGAUUCUGACGUACGGUCGGGUUCAGAAACUUCCGGUGAAACCCUACCGACCUCAUUUCGUACUCUACGAUCAGAAGACACUGAAGUUCAAUGCCUUUUUCCGACAAGCCGUUCCCGAGUCACCGAAGGAAACAUUCCGCAUUCGAUACGUGAACAUCCUGUAUUUCCUGGAGGACGACACGAUGACGGUGCUGGAACCGGUCAUCGAAAACUGCGGAUUCCCACAGGGACGGUUGGUUCGGCGAGGAAAAAUUAUGAAAAAUUGUCUCGGAGAUACGUACAGCUGGAAGGAUUUGAACAUCGGAAUCGAUUUGGAAAUCCAUGGUUACGUGUUUCACAUAACGGACUGUGAUCCGUUCACCAAGGAAUUUCUGCUCAGCAAUGGCAUCGAACUGAACGAGAUGGAAUUCGCCCCGCCGGAUCCAGCAAUGAAUGAGCGUUCGAUCAGCGCCCGACAGAGCUUCAAGCACCACAAGAUGUACUCGGUGACGGAAGAUAAGCUCAGGAAGUACCUUGAAUAUCAAGGAAAAGUGCUACAUUUUGAUUGUCUUUUGGACGAACUGGACCGGCCAGGCGGGGAACGAAUGACCUAUAAACUGUUCUAUUACUUGGAAGAUGAUACCGUGUCUAUUAAAGAGCUGAAGGAGAAUCAGGAGGGACGAGAUUAUUUCCCGAUGUUACUACGAAGGCAAAAACUACCGAAAAAUUGGAAGGAGAAGCCUGUGACGUACCCCGCCAUCUACAUGGAACUCUCGGAUGUGGAAGUGUCCCAGUAUUACUCCCCCGAUGACCUACUGGUGGGGGAAACUAUUUUCGUGUACGGGCGCAAAUUUCUCCUUCUGAAUUGCGAUCGGUUCACGCGAAACUACUACGAGAGGGUCCUCAAGAUCAUUCAACCGGACAAGGUUUGUCUGGACAAACCACACUCGCACAUCCCCCGGGCCGAACUGCCUAACUAUCUGGGUUUGGGAACACCGGAAGACUCACUGGCCUCCUAUCAUAGUUUAAUGCCCAAAAGUCCCCGGAAAGAUGUGGUUACCUACUUGAUCAACAUGAACAAAUUCCUUCGUUAUGGCUGUGUGCUCGAUACAGCUCACCCGGAGGACAAAAUACGUCGUUUUGUACUUAGUUUUUCACUGGCAGAUGGAACCGUUUCGAUCAUGGAAUCGAAAAUUCGUAACUCAGGCAUUCAGGGAGGACGAUUUCUGGCGUCUACCAAGGUGUGGAAACCAAACUGCGACCCCAAUGAACCAGAAUACUACACGGCCAAGGAUUUCUUCAUCGGAACAACGAUUAUCAUCCAUUCCCACCGGUUUCAAAUAGUCAGUGCCGAUUUGUACGUUUAUCGGUACAUGCAAGCCCACCCGGAGAUGUUUUCAAUGGAUGCUAUUCAGGCAGUCCAGAACUAUCUCUUGCAGGAAGGUCAUUUGAAAGAUGAUCUUCGAAAGGCAAUCGAGGAAGACUGUAAGCAGUAUGGUUCCGCAAAGCAAACAGAAAAGGAUACACACGGAAUUGGGGAGGUUGAUAAACGAUUAACUGAACUUAGUUCUGACAAUGAUGUUGCGCGAAAGGAACAGUUCAGCCUGACACAACCCGGUAGUCACGACUGUCCAUCACCGAUCAUUCCAGAUGAAGAAAUUAAAAAGGCGUAUCACUCCAACGAUGAGCUUAGCCUGCGACAUCAGGGCCAAAUUGAAGGCGAAGACAUAAUCAAAGUGGGUAAAUCUGUACGAUUUGAUGAUGAUUGCUAAUGAUCGUAAAACUUGUAAAACUUACCUGCGUGUUCGUUAGCUACUUAACUAAGAGAAUCAAGAAACCAAGCACUUCAGCACAGAUAAUUAUCGACUUGAGUGUUCUUUCACUACUAUAACAAAAUUAGGAAUGUUUGACCAGAAUAAUAUCAAUGAAAUCACUAAAUUCAAAA